GCAGCUGCAUCCCAGCCUGGGAGGAGGCAGAGGCUCCCAUCCUCCCUGCUUGGGGAGGGGGGAAGAGGGUUUAGAGUGGGAUCAGCCCCUGGGGUAGAGAGGAAACAAUAUUGGAUAAGAAAGCCUGACGGGGCCUGGGACGGAUUUGCUCUUAGCAAGGGUCGGAGUGGUGGGGAGGGAUCCUGUAAUGUAGGGCUGUGAUCUCUCCUGAUUAAUUAGGAAUGAUCACUGAUCUAAAGCAUCACAAUUGCCCUGGGCCUGGUUUUAGUCUGGAUGCCUGGCUUUUGUCCUUCCAUCCUGGAGCCCCGCUGGCUGUCUGCUAAAUUGCACAAGAGAGGAAGACAUUGACUUAUCCUGCUAGGCUUAAAUGGCACUCGAUGGGCAGAGCAGAUGCAGGAGUGAGGCAGUCCUGAGAGCUGGCAUUUUCCUGCCACAAGGCUUCUGGAUUCAGAGGCCUUGGCUAUAGCUGUGGACAGUAACCUGAGGUAUAUGCUGACUGCCCUGCAGAGGCGGAGAGGUAAUUGUACAGGGUCAGGGAUAGGUUUGACUGGUAACCUGGACCAUGUUCAGCCGGUCAGGAUACCAAGCCCUUCCCUUGGGAGACUUUGACCGCUUCCAGCAGUCCAGCAUCGGGCUCUAUGGAUCUCAGAAGGGCUUCUUUUCUUUCGGGCCUGCGCAGGACCCAGUGGCUCAGAACCAGAAUACAACAGAUUCUUCCCAGGGCUGGCUGUCAUGGAUCUGCCAUGGGAUUGUCACAUUUCUGGUCUUUCUGCUGAUGGUCAUCACCUUCCCCAUUUCUGGAUGGUUUGCUUUGAAGAUAGUCCCUGCUUACGAGCGAAUGAUCGUCUUCCGUCUGGGCCGCAUCCGGGCCCCCCAAGGGCCUGGCGUGGUCCUGCUUCUUCCAUUCAUAGACCAGUGGCAACGAGUGGACUUAAGGACUAGAGCUUUCAGUGUGCCACCAUGUAAGCUGACCUCCAAGGAUGGCGCGGUGAUCUCCAUGGGGGCGGAUGUCCAGUUCCGGGUGUGGGAUCCGGCGCUAUCCGUCAUGAUGGUGAAGGACCUCAUUGCAGCCACCCGAAUGACAGCUCAGAACGCCAUGACGAAGAACUUGCUCAAGAAGAGCCUGAGGGAGAUCCAGACUGAAAAGCUGCGGAUUGGAGACCAGCUCCUGCUUGAAAUCAAUGAUAUGACCAAGUCCUGGGGCCUGGAAGUGGAUCGGGUUGAACUGAUCUUGGAGGCAGUUCUGCAGUCUCCUCAAGAGAGUCACUCAGGACCUCUGACCAUGAUGCCUCCUAUCCCUGGACUGGAGGGGCUGGAUAGCACCAUUCAGCAUUUGGCCAUGCAUUUCUUUAGCAACAGUAUGGCAACAGCAGCCAAUCCAAAUGUUGCUCCAGAGACAGCUGAAAGUGUGGAGACAGUGAAUGAGGUGGAACCACCUGCUCCUACCAUUACCACCACUACCACCACUGCUGCUACCACCAGAAGGAAACUGGGUGCUGAGGAGUUGCUGUCCACUGUGGAGCUCUUCCUGUCUGAGUCCUUGGUCAGCCAGGUUGGAGCUUCCUACCAGUUUAACAUCCUACUUCCAAGUGGAGCCCGGAGCACCUAUUUCAUAGAUCUCUCUACAGGCAGUGGGAAGGUUGGCUGCGGAGUACCGGAACACAACCCCGAUGUAAUCCUGGAGAUGACAGAAAAAGACCUGCAGGCCUUCUUCUUAGGUGAACUCCGUCCUCUGACUGCUUACAUGAGUGGGAGACUGCGAGUCAAGGGGGACCUGAAUGUUGCCCUGAAGCUGGAGGAGCUCUUCAAGGCAAUGAAACAACGUAGAUAAAGAGAGAGAGAGAGAGAGUGUGUGUGUGUGUGUGUGUGUGUGUGUGUGUGUCUUUACGUGUGUGUGCAUAUAUGAAAGAUGAAGUGAUGGUGGAAGAAGUGAAGAAUCUGGCUUAUGGAGAAAACAAAGGCUCCCAGGUCCUUCAGUUCUAGCGAGCAGUUUCUUUUCUGUUUCACAUGCUGGGGAUGUUGAUCAUUGCCCAAAUGAGCAGGGAAAGAAUCCUUGCAUGGGAGCGCCAUGAGGAACUGAAAAUCAGAUCCCAGCAAAAUGCCCUUCGCAUAAGGCUCUGAUGAGGGAGGUGGGGUACAAGAGAGAUCAUUCCUAAGUCCACAGGCAGUUGUAGGGUCCCCAUCCCCUGAUACCUUCAGAUCAAGACUGGAGGCCUUUCUGGGAGAGUGAUGUCAAACACAAGCUCAUGGGCUCAGUGUUGGGGUAGCUUUGAUUAAAGUCCUGAUCCUCUUUCUAGAAGAGGCCAGACUAGAUGAACUAAAGGUCUCUUCAAGCCUUAAAAUCUGAGUCUGAGAAUGAGUUUGCAAAAGGGAAAUCACCAGUUGAAAGGCCUGAUUCUCAGCUGUAUUUCAACCCAAAGUUCUGAUUUUUGUAGAUGAAAAUGCCAGUACAGAACUGGCACCCAAUUCUCCCUCCCUUGAAAUUCACAGUAUUCCUUAAUGCAAGUGAAUUGACAUAUAUCCUGACUGGGGAAAGUGAGGCAACUAUAGUCUCAAUAGCCCACUGUUCUGUGGGGUGUCAUGACCUGUGAGGUGAAUUCCAUAACUAUCAUUCAUGCAAACAACAAACAACCCACUAUCUUCCAGCAAGGGAGGUGGAUUUGCAAACCUCCAGGACUGCAGUUACACAUCCAACUGCUUGAUCUGGGGCUGCAAAGAUGCAUCUGGAUUUCUACCUACAAAUAUUUGCAUGCAAGCUGAUUUGCAGGUGCCUAUUGAAAAAGACCAUUCUUUAGACACUUUGAGUCAUAAAUCUCUACUGAAAGAAUAGGAGAAGCAGCUGAUGGGCAUGUAUUAUAGUAAGGAAUCUCUUCAGUUUCUUGACCUUCCAUGCACAGGUUGUUUGCAAUUAGUGGUUGCUCUAAUUUGUGUUUCAAGUGUUCUGCAUGCCUCUCAUUAGGUGUAGAUGUGGAUGUGUACAUGAACUGUACAUAUAUUUAUUUAUUUUGUAAUCUGUCUUUAUAUUAAUUAUUGAUUUUCAAUAAACGUGUUACAUGUGGUCAGACA
Messenger RNA from Alligator mississippiensis (American alligator), 3066 nucleotides. RefSeq names its product stomatin like 1 (gene STOML1). The record is from RefSeq and is a predicted model, not a curated record. The transcript has 8 exons. Bases 563 to 1831 code for a protein of 422 amino acids. Gene Ontology annotation, cellular component: plasma membrane. NCBI's taxonomy places the organism in Eukaryota, Metazoa, Chordata, Crocodylia, Alligatoridae.